AUUUUCUUCAACCAAGGUCCCAUAACAUAUUCCUCCCGUGCAAUCGCUCGAAUCACGCCACUCUGCGAACCCCCACGACAACCUUCCAAAUGCACAAUUUGACUUCGUCGCUUGACCCCUUAUACUCCUCGGGUGGGAAGGGCUCCAUGCGAUAUUUCUUUCUCCAUGGAGGUUAUUCCCGGCUACCCUUUCCCGAUGAUGAGGUUUCAGUUGAGGCCAAGGUUCUAGUCUUCAAUGGGCAGGGCAAGAUUGUAUUCGACCACAGCACAGAUGAACCGACCUCGCGGUACCACUUCAUCAACCGCGCCUUGGUAUCCGUCGAUGACCGACAAGACGCCCAUGUACCAGCUAGAAUCUUCGUAGAAACGUUAUUGAAAAACAUUUCCAUUCCCACACUGCUAUUCGCUGAGAUUCCACGGGACCAGGUCAUUGCGGGGGACUCCGAGGAGGAUAGUCAAUUUCUAUACGUCGUCCUCGUCACGUUGGGCCGCACCGGCCUCGAUCAAGCUUCCUUCCAAGACUACGAAUACCUGAAAAGCAUGCUGCACAGCUUCGUGCCGCGCUUCGCGAGGGUCGUCUCCCAGAUCAGCGACGCGUACCUUCCGGGAGACGCUCGCAACCUCUCUGACCAGAUCGCCGGCCUGAUGAUGCCCGACCAGGCGACAGAUGAGACCAAGGAUCUCCGCAAUUUCCUCGCGCUCUACGCCAAGCGAUACGUCCAUGAGGCCUUGAGCGCGGAGGAGAUCCUGAAGCGGUGCUUGAUGCACAUGGUCAAGAUGCCGUUUGAGCUGGAGUCGUCGAUCCGGUAUGGGCUGAUUGUAAAUUGAUUCGUUCGGCCGGGGGUGGGGUGGGCAUUGAGCGGUUAAGUGGACUGGACCUUUGUAGCGUAUCCGACCUUUUGGGGUUUGAUAUAUAUGAUGUGCAUGUCUAUGAGGGUCCUGAAUCCCAAUAGAUAUGUUACUGGGUACUCUGCUCCUGUAUGGUGGGGAUGGGCUGGGAUGCGUCCCGAGACGGCCGAGAUCCGAGAUGGCCGAGG
Messenger RNA from Aspergillus japonicus CBS 114.51, 1036 nucleotides. RefSeq lists its product as uncharacterized. The record is from RefSeq and is a predicted model, not a curated record. The transcript is spliced from 4 exons. The coding region runs from base 90 to 827 and encodes 245 amino acids. Lineage: Eukaryota; Fungi; Ascomycota; Eurotiomycetes; Eurotiales; Aspergillaceae.